CGAAUCUAGAAGAUAUCAUUUUUCUGUAGCACCAAAUCAGAUUGGAAUAGCCAUGUCUCUGAGGCCUAAGCUGUGUCACUUUGGAAGCCUUGCCGGGCCUUCUGGAUCAAUUCCCAAAAGAUAAACAUGCGUGAUGCCGCGAUGCCGGAGUAAAGCACAGGUGAAGGUUGUUGUUGUUACCGAUGCCGAUGCCAGUAAUUGAUGGUAUUUGAUAUCGAAUUCUUCCGUUCAAUGUUAUACUGUAUAGAUUCCUAGAUCGGCCAAGGUCAGUCUAUCUACUGUACGGGGUAGGAAAGCAUGGGCCAUGGGAAUCUAAAACUGUGUCACCACAAAGCCAGUUUCGUUAUUGUUGGUGUUUAUUAUUUUGCUUUAUUUGUUUUGUAAACUGCUUACAUGUCAAGAACGCUCUCCCUGUGCUUUCCCAAUUUUGAAGCCUAGCACGGACAUGUUCUGUGGUAGGUGUUUCCAACAUUAUCAAGCGGUAGUUAGUGUUGCCGUUUUGCCACAUGCAGCAAUCAAUCAUAUUAUAGGAGUUGCAUUGUAUAUAUACACACACACUAUACACAUAACAAUUAACAAAGUUGAGUUGAGAGGUGUCAUCCAGGGAUGCACAUGGAUGACAUUCUUGGUGUGUCGAUCCAUGUUCCAUUUGUCUAAAGUUGAAAGUCGCACUAUGAUGUUGUUCCUGUUGAAAUUGGGGUGGCAAUGGGUGACAUACAAUAUUGCUUAUCCGUGCUGGGGGGGCAACGGGGAGAUGAAGACAGCAGGGUGGGGAAAGGCUCGAAUUUGAGUCACGAUAUCUGUACAAGAAGGACGACAGCAAUGCCGGCAUGAUCACGGUAGCACCAAGAGCAUCACCGAUCACAAAGGGCAUCACUUUUGCUCGCCAAUACUCUUCAGGUGGUGCCAGGCGAUGGUCGUUGUGUCGGGGCCAGAGGCCGACCUGGCGCAGAGCCUGGGUGCUCUUGGUGCCUCUCGGCCGAGCACGGAGGCUGGAGCGAUCCUGGAGGAUGGGCGGCUUUCGGUCGCGGCGUCGGGCCUUUGCCUUUGCGAGGGUAGCUCCGCGGUGGUGUUGACCUCUGCCACCCUUUUCGCGCCUUUCCUCCGCCGGCGCUUGGCCUCGCUGGCACCACAAGAAGCGCUGGACCCGCAACUGGUGGCCACCACUGAGCUCUUCGUUGUUCUACCAGGCAAUGAGCAUGAUGUGCUGGAGGCCUCCCUUGCAGCCUGCUUGCCACUUCCGCCGGAGACCUCGCUUGAGCACCUUCAGGUGGCCUUGGAUGCCGCGCCUCGGGAGCACAUGGCCUGGCGCCCACCAACUGUAGGCAACCUUGGAGUUGCAUUGCUCCGCUUGAUGCGUGCCCCAUCCGUGUCUUGCCAGCUGAGAUUGCCCGCAUGUGACUUUCGGGUUGGUGAAAGGUUGAGGCUAUUGAGCUCGGCCUUUGGGCUCUUGAAGGCAUCCGUUUUCCUGGGCGCAGAGACGGAGUGUACUGUGGCAGCCAUCGAGAAGGACUCCCACCUUCUCCUUUUGGAUGGCCGUUGGUUGCCGGGUUGCGAAGGUGGAGUUCUGCUGGAUAAGGAUGGCUCUCCCUGCGCAUUGUUGGCUGCGCCCUUGCGCGCGCACGGCGGCCGGUGGACCUUAUGUCCAGCUGUUCCUCUGGAAGGAGUGCUGGCAGCGGUGCUGAAGACCUUGGCUGGAGACUUGUUGCCUCCAAGCCUGAAGGAUCCACCCAUAGCAGAAGCAGGCUGUUCGGGCGUUACCGGCCUAAUUGUCAUGCACACUGGAGCGGAGGCCUUCGGGUGCUUGCUACUUUCCAGCCAUCACGUGCUGGUGCCUGCCACGAUCUUGAGGGCCUCAGGCCGGCAUGGCUUUGAAGCGAAGCGAAAUGGAGUACGUUGCACUUUGCGACGUGUAGAGGAUGUUUGUAGUUUGGGACUCGUGGUGGCUGAAGUGCAGCACCUCAAAGACCAGGAAGCCUUCACUUGGCCAGGCCAUGAGCUGGAUUUGCAGGAAGGCCGCGAGCUGCUAGUAGUGGACCUGAAAGGCCCAAAGAUGGCCACUGGGAUCCUACAGCGCUGGUUGGGUGCACGUCACCACCCACAGGCGCCUCCUGCACUGGAGUGUGGUUUGCCACUUGCAGGCUUGGAUGAGGCCAACGUGUUCUUCGAUUCAAGGACCCAUGCCUUCCUCGGAUUUGGUCUUGCUGACCGCAAGGAGGAGUGUGGCCAUGCUGUGCUGCCAUUUCGAUUCUAUGGAGUUUCUGUCUUCCAGCUAAAGGAGUUGCAAGAAAGCCUUGUACAAAGACCACAUGGUGAGGUGAAUAGAGCACUUCAGCAAUGGGCCAAGCGCUUUGAUAAAUGCUGGCAGUUUGAAGGCAGCUUGGAAUGGCGCCUGGAGGCUAGGCCCUUCAAAGCAACCUCAGCGCUUUGACA
Molecule: messenger RNA, 2433 nt
Organism: Durusdinium trenchii
Lineage: Eukaryota; Dinophyceae; Suessiales; Symbiodiniaceae
Source: the annotation of a GenBank genome assembly